UUCGGUUAAAUAACGCCAGUGUGCUCUAUCGGAAUUUAUCCGAACCUCGACAUAUGGAAAUCAGCAUAGGGAGUAUUAAUUCUAUGGAAAUCGGCCACUAAAAAUAAACAAAAGAUAUUAAAGGCUUUUGACUUCUGACAUUCCUGUUAUAGAGGUUAAGUUGUAUGAGUGUUUGGCAUUGGUGUUUUGUUUGAAAAGGAAAAACUUUAAUUUAUUUAAAUAUAAGUUUUAUGAUAUGUUUUUAGACUUACUACAGAAGUAUUAAUAUAUUUUAAUUGAGUGAAAGUAUAUUUAUUUUCUGACAAAGGAUAUAUUAGCCAUGUCCGACCUACGAAAAUCAGUGUUGGGGCUACAUCAUAAGAAAGGAGCACCGACUAGUCUGGCCUCACACAAGCCAAAUUAUUCACCUGUAAAAUGGCAGGAGUACUUUGAAAAGGAAGAAUAUAUAACAACACCAUCUGGCCAGCACCACAUCUAUAGAAAAGGUUCUAAAGGGCCAAUUAUUUUUUGCUUACAUGGUGGUGGAUAUAAUGGUUUGACUUGGUCACUUUUUGCGAAAGAAAUAUAUGCCAAUAUUGAAUGCCAAAUCAUAGCUGUCGACUUUAGGGGCCAUGGGCAAACAAAAACAGACAAUGAUGAUGAUUUGUCUCUUGAAACACUCACAGAAGAUGUAAUAGUGGUUGCUAAUAUUCUUUGUGAACAAGAAAAUGCAACAAUGAUUCUCAUUGGCCACAGUAUGGGAGGAGCAAUAGCUGUUAAUGCUUCAUACAAAAUAAAUAAUUUAGUGGGGUUAUGUGUUAUUGAUGUUGUCGAAGGAACAGCUUUGGAUGCAUUGUCUUCUAUGCAAAGCAUUUUGAGAGGAAGGCCGUCACAUUUUAAAAGUAUCCCCCAUGCUAUACAGUGGUGUUUCAAAGGUGGCCAAUCGCACAAUUUAGAGGCAGCUCGAGUGUCAAUGCCAGGUCAGAUUGUAAAUAUGAAAACUGGUAAGUUGGCGUCUAGUGAAUGGAAAAAUUUUGAUAAAAUGGAUGGUACCAACUUGUCAAACCUCCACAGUUCUGAACUCAAGGCAUCUGAGUUUACAUUAACAGAGGUAGAUGAAGAUAAUGCAGAUAAUUCUAAAGAAUCAGACUCAAAAGUAGAAAGUAAACCACCACUGCCUCAAAGUAAAAAAUUCAAAAUUCCAAAGACUACAUCCGAUGAGGAUGAAGGGCCAAAAUAUACUUGGAGAAUUGAUCUAAGCAAAACUGAAGUCUAUUGGCACCAUUGGUUUCAAGGAUUGUCUGAAAAGUUUCUUGGUUCAAAAACACCAAAAGUAUUGAUAUUAGCAAAUAUUCAUGGUUUAGAUACCAAACUCACUGUUGGACAGAUGCAGGGUAAAUUUCAACUUCAAGUACUAGCGAAAACGGGACAUGCUGUUCAAGAAGAUCAACCUCAUCAGGUAGCUGAAAUACUUAGUAUUUAUCUUGUGAAACAAAAAUGUGCUGAAAUUAAGCCUGGAUUUACAAUGCCGCUGCAUCCAAAUACUUGCUGUUAGUCUUGACAAAAAUAAUGUGACCAGAGUCCGUUUCAAUUACUUUACUGCCACUAGACGAUAUCUCAUCUCUCUCUUCUUAGCCCAAAUACAUGAUUUGUUUCUCAGCUUUCAAGCAAUGAAGCCCGUAAGACCUUUAUCCCUACAAUUCUAGUAUUUCAUAUAUAGAAUUCAAUUAAAAUCAAAAAAAUAUCUAAUUUUGUUUCCCAUAAUUUUUUGUUAUCUGCUUUUUCUAUAAUGUGAUUGUAGUCUGCAGUUCAUGUUGUCCCCUGUAAACAAGCCUAUUGAAAAUUAAUAUUAAAAUAUAGGCCGAAUACCUAAGGUUAUUCUAGAAGUUGUUAUUUGCAUUUGAAACAUUGUGUCUUUGCCUAUAGUGGGAGAGAUGGUACUUCUAUUCUUAAAUUGUUAUUUUAGUUACUUAAAUAUUUAUUAACUUAUUUAAUAAUUAGUUUGUAUGUUAAUGUUUCAUAAGUUUUGUUGUCAACGUUUUUUAAAUUGAUAAAAAUAAAGUAUUUUGGAAAAA
Messenger RNA from Sitophilus oryzae (rice weevil), 2054 nucleotides. Its product is annotated as protein phosphatase methylesterase 1. The record is from RefSeq and is a predicted model, not a curated record. Bases 320 to 1534 code for a protein of 404 amino acids. Gene Ontology annotation, molecular function: protein methylesterase activity. NCBI's taxonomy places the organism in Eukaryota, Metazoa, Arthropoda, Insecta, Coleoptera, Curculionidae. Gene Ontology annotation, biological process: protein demethylation. The transcript is spliced from 8 exons.